AUGGAUUAUAGAAAUAAGAAAUAUUUGUGUAGAGACAUGAAAGAGAAAAGCUUUCUAAUAAAAACUACUUCAGAGCUCAUGAAUAAAGAGCAAAAACUCAAAUUAAGCUUCACUCGCAAUAUAUUUCAACACAAACCUAUUUCUAAAAAGGCUUUAGAUUAUAUGAUCACUCAUAAAAUUGCUUGUGAUAUAUCUGCUUUUCAAAGUAAUGAGGAUAUUUUAUUAAGCUAUUUCAACAAAGUAAAUAUAUCUGAAAACAUCAAAUUAUACAGCAAAUAUUUCCAAGAGUUUUUAACAGAAAAACAAUUAGAAAAGCUAUAUAAAGUUGUGCUUUCCUCAAAACAAUUUCCUGAGCUACAGAUAGCAGCAAGCAACGCCAUCACAAUUCUAAAUUACUCAAACUAUAAUUUCAAAAAUAAAUCCUUAAAUGGGAUUAAAGUCCCAAAAUCAGAUUUAUCAGGAUGCAAUUUUAUUAAUGUCGACCUAGGAGAUAGUGAUUUAAGCAGGUGUAACUUAAGUAACUCUUAUUUUUAUUACUCAAAUUUGGAAAACUGCAAUCUUUCUAAAGCUCAAUUUGGGAAAUUAAAAUCAUUAAAAACAGUGGCAGAUUAUUUUGAUAUUUUAUUUUCUCCUUCAGGAAAAUAUUUUGCGUGCUCUACAAAAGUUUCUAUUUGGGAGACAAAAACGUGAAAGAGGAUAUUGAUAAUUGAUGGUUGAAUGAGUAAGGGCAUUGCUUUUUCUCCAUGUGAAAAGUAUAUUGCGGUAGGGACUGAAGUUUCUGAAGUUUGCAUUUGGAAUAUAGAAAGGAAACGUCAAGUAUUAGUAUUUACGAUUGAUAAUUUGGUAGAUAUUGCUUAUUCGCCUUGCGGGAAUUUUUUAUUAGCAAUUUCUGAUGGAAAAGGAUGCUUGGUAGAUUUACAAACAAGAGAGCCAGAAUAUUAUUCAAAUAACCAUAUUGACUUUGCUUUAUUUUCAAAAUGUGGAAAAAUUAUAAUAGAAGUGUUAAACUGCGAAGUUUGAUUAUACGAAAUUAAAAAUUUUAAUCUAAUUGGAAAAACAAGAACUGGGGGGAGCACAAGGUGUUCAUGCUUAAGUGAUAAUAUUUUGAUUUUAGGCGACAGUAAUGGAGUAUUAUAUGUUUGAAAUAUGAAAUUAGAUAAUAAAAUAGCAAUAAAGGCUCACAUAAAUGCUGCUAUAACAUCAAUUUCUACAGACUCUACUAAAGGUUUGGCUGCAACGUCAUCUUUUGAUAGAUCAAUAAAAUUAUGAGACAUAAAUACCCAAACUCUUGUAUAUCAAUAUCAUUGUAGCUAUUUUUCAAAAUUUAUCAGAUGCGUCCUGUCUUCAAACCUAGGACUACUAGCAAUAUCUCAUGGAAGCGAGAUCUUGCUUCAUGAUUAUCACUCAUUAAUUAAAGCAAAACCAUUUAUAGGGACUUCCUCAUUAGUUGAAUAUAUUUCAGUUUCCCAUGAUGAAAAAAUUAUUACAUCAAUAGACAAAAACAAUGAGACAAUUGAGUGAGAUAUUGAAAAAGAUUGAAAAAUAAAUAGGUAUACUAAAAAGUAUGAAUUUUGAAGUAACUGAACUUAUAGAAACAGACUAAAAGCAACAACAAAUUAUGAAAAGAUUUUGCUGACCCCCCCUCGUGAGUGAACAAAAAAAUUUUGUUCACUCACGGAGGAGGGUUAAUUUUCUUUUUUUUAAAAAAAUUUAUAUAUAAAUUUUAUAAAAAAUUUUUUUUUUCGAAAUUUUUAAAAAAUCCCUAAUUUGCAAAAAUUGGGAAGCAAAUAUUGAUUUAAUUUAUUAAAUUUAUGUUUUAAAAACGCAAUGUGUUUAAAAUUAAACAGAAUUAGCUCGAGAUUUCAUUAUACUAAUUAUCACUUAUAUAUCAAUUUCUUUUUCAUAAAAAAAAAAUUUUUUCUAUUAAAAAAAUUUUUGUUUCACUCACGGAGGGUUUUUGGGCAAAAAAUAGGGAUUUUUCUAAUGGUUUUGUUCACUCACGGAGAGGGGGGAGUGAGAAAAUUAAGAUCUCGAGUAACCUUAUUCACUAUUUCUCCUUGCGGGAGAUUUUUUGCUUACAACUACAGAGGGUCAAUAAUCUAUAUUUUCGAUAUUAUUUUAGGUCCGAGCAUUCAAACGAUAAAUUGUGAGGAGUAUGUGACUGGAUUUUUACUAUCUCAUAAUGGUAGGUAUUUACUUACAGCUCACAGAAUGAAAGGGCUUGCCAUUUUGUGAGACAUUAAAUCUGGUAUGAAAAUAAAUGAAACCAAGCUCUCACCAAAUUGAAAUGUUUUAGUUGCUUCUGAGUGUGCAACAAUCAUAGCUUUCAGUUACGAUAGCGAUGUGAGUCUUAUUAAAACAGAAAAUUCUGAAUAUAUUGAAAGAUUGAAAGGACUUCAUGACUAUGUCAGUACCAUUUUGUUUUUUCCAUUUAGCAGCAGAUAUCUAGCUGCCACUGGACAAAAAGAUAAAAGAAUCCUUGUAUGGGAUGUCGAAACUACAGGCAUUAUUUUAGUAUUAAAUGGACAUUUAGGAGAAAUCAAUUAUCUUACGUUUUAUUUAAACGGAAAUUUCUUAAUUUCUGCAAGCAGUGAUAUGACCCUAAAAGUAUGGAAUAUUGAUGCAGAAUCAGAUAAAGAUUUGAUUCAUUGAUCUUCAAUGAGUAAUGAAUUUUCAGCUUAUAAAACAAGCUUUAAAAAUGCCGCUUUAAGCAAGGACAAUCAAAAUUUAAUAGACUCUUUAUCACAGACUUGGGAUAAUUAA
This is a messenger RNA of Blepharisma stoltei, 2763 nucleotides long. NCBI's taxonomy places the organism in Eukaryota, Ciliophora, Heterotrichea, Heterotrichida, Blepharismidae. The record is from the annotation of a GenBank genome assembly.